This is a messenger RNA of Aedes albopictus (Asian tiger mosquito), 3007 nucleotides long. RefSeq lists its product as uncharacterized. The record is from RefSeq and is a predicted model, not a curated record. Bases 100 to 2871 code for a protein of 923 amino acids. The transcript is spliced from 4 exons. Lineage: Eukaryota; Metazoa; Arthropoda; Insecta; Diptera; Culicidae.
UCAUUUUUACUGUGUGGUUAAAUUUUAUACAAACCUUAAAAUUCUAAUUUUCAUCCAAUUUUUAGGGUUUUGUGGUAAAAAAAAUCCUUAAAUAGGACAAUGAGCGAAAUGGAAAAGGCUAUCGAACAAAAAUUAGCGGAUGCCAGGGCGCAAAGUGACAAGAAAGACGCAAAACCUAGUGACAACAAAGCGGAUGUAAAGAAGACUGCAAAUUCCGGGGCGACUGGAACAAGUGCAGCGAAAAAAGACGACGGAAAGGCAGCGCCGGUCGCUAAAAAACCUAUCAACACGGCCAAAAAACCGGCCGACGGUGGUAAAACAGCAGUGGUUCAGAAGACCGCAGGUGCCAAUGCGGUGAAGAAAGUCGCCGCGAAACCAGCAGCAAAUCAGAAGGCAACUCCCGGAACGAAGCCGACGGCUCCCAAGGCUAGCCCCGUUGCGAAGAAACCCGACGGGAAGGCAACGAAUCAGAAAGCAGCCGCAUCGCAACCUGGCCCAAAUGCAAAGAAACCCGUCGUGAAAUCGCCGGCUCAAAAGGCACCCGCAUCAGGAGCUGGUUCGCAAACCGGAUCAAGCCCAAAGAAAGUCGUCGCAAAGCCAUCGGCAACUCCGAAGGCUUCGACCGCUGGCGCGCAAGCUGGAACAAACGCAAAGAAGGACGAAAGCAAACAACCUACUGGAGCUACAAACAAAGUUGCAAGUAAAACGAAUGAGGGAAAGACAGUUGCCAAUGAUGACAAAGAACGGAAGGACACUUCAAAAGUUGGACAAAAAGGCAAGGAGGAAAAACCUGGCACUGCCAAAGCAGUUGAAAAAUCGGACAAGUCGAAUGGCAAUGCCGAUUCCAGUACAAAACAUGCAGAGAAAAAAGUGGACAAAAAAGAGACGCGGGAUGAUUCUGCUGAACGUAAAUCGCGCGGCAGUGACGGAGACCGUAGAUCGCGGAGGAGAAGUAGAAGCAAGUCCAGCCGGGAUCGAUCCCGGAGCCCUAUGAUUUAUAAAAGGAAUUAUAAUUACUAUGGUCGCAACUACGAUCCGAACUAUCACCGUCGUAAGUACGAUAGCCAUAGUUCCUACAGACGGUCCCCAUAUCGUGGAAGGACACGGUCCCCUCUUCCACCGCGCAGACGUUCACGAUCUCCACAUUCCCGGCGGAGUCCCUCUCCGAGAAGAUACGAUUCGCGUCGACGUAGCCCUCGCAGACGAUCCCGGAGUCGAUCGAAUCGCGACCGCAGUAGAUCAACUGAUCGUAUUGCAGAUCCCAAAGCAUUGCGCGCCAAGAAAAGCUUCCUGGAUGAUUUGGCCGUGAAGUUUGCUCAAGAAGGCAAAGAAUUCCCGGAACUGGAACAGUACCGGUGCGAAAUAAACAGCCAGUUCGUUCAAUAUCCCACGGUAAGGAAUCAGUUCUCCCGUCAUGCCAUGGAACAUUCUUGUGCGAGUACUGACCCCUACUUGGAUAUGGAUGUGUGUCCUCCUGCGGCCGAUCCUAUUGCCACUCCGAUAGUGUUGACCGAUCCCUACAAUGCCUAUCCAUUGUACCCGGAAGCACAACCACUGGUUUCCUAUCCCAUGCAAGUUGAACCAAUGGUAAUGCAUUCGUCGGCUUUGGAUAGUCCACAGCCGUCCGUAGAUUCGUUCCAGCAGGAUAAAAACAGUGUUGUUAAUUCUGCGGAGAUGCAUCGGAGUGCAGGGUCAAAACCUUCCGCACCGACAGAAAUCUGGACCAAACAGGAAGUGAAACUGCGUGUCAAGCAGGCCAUUAAACUGCUGGACGAUGCGGACAGCGGAAGAACAAAAACUGCAAAGUUCUUGUACCGUGCCCCUACCGUCCACGGAAAAGGAGUCAAUGAGGAUCGAUCUCCAGUCCUGAAGAGCACCAAAAAUCCGACUUUUGCGUUCAGUUGUCGAUCUGCUGAAACCAGCGAUCCAUUUGGAAACAUUCCUCGAAAGCUGAAACCUAUCGUUGAUGUGCUACGCAUGGACGAGGGACAAAUAUCUUACAGAAUCCUUCAGCGCCACCAGCAGAGGGAGUUGGCGCUGAUCGCCGAGAGAGAAAAAGUGCAGGCCGAGGAACGGGCUAGACGAUCGCAAGGAACGACGGCAGCGACCAGUACAAGCUUACUACAGAAGACCACCCAAACGGAUCCAACUGUAUGCACUGAUUGCUUGUUGCGUAAAAUAAAGGUCAGAUAUAACGGUGAAACACAAACCGAUGUUGUUCGUACUGUCGAUUCAAUUGCACAAACUAACCCAAUGCCUGUGCAGGCUGUUUCGGAGUUUGGCUCUAUAACCGAACUCACACCGAAUCAAGUGCGUGCGGUUAGUGAGUUGAUAAAGUACAUAAAAUUAACCGUAACCAGUGGUACAUUGACCGAAAUGCGGGAUUCCCUUCGGGACGAUCAGGUUUACAAUCUGAACAACGAUCUCCGAACGGCUUACGAUUACUUUGACGCAAUGGUUGAACACAAGAAUAGUGUUCCAUUGGAAGAUGACAGUGUGGUAGAGAACGUGCCGUUCGAUACGACAGACGAUUACAAUGAACCAGACACGUUUAUCGAAGAUGAAAAUUUUGCCAACGAUUAUGAUGAAAUUCACAAGAAUUUCUGUGACGACGACGAGGACGCUGAAUGCGAAGAUCUGGAAUCAUACAGCAACCCUCUGCUGCAAGGGCAACCAACAAUGUCUAGUUUUCAGCGAAACGUUGACACCAGGGACAACUUCACAAGGAGUACCGGCAACGCGUACGGAGGUUCAGGAGGGCAUUUUGGAGGACCCAGUAGGAGUUCGUACAAUCAGCAAUCGCAUGGCCAACGCGGCGGACGAGGAAUGAACAAAGGAUCCCACCCCGUUCCAUUCAACAGAAGAAAUUAAUUGGAUAAGCGAAAUGUAAUAUUUAAGAUUUUGAAUAACAUGAUAAAACUAAGUAGUUCAAAAAUAUGUGUUGUACGGCAAUGUAAACCAUCUAUAUCCUGGAAUUAAAUAUGAAUAAACUUCAAUUGCUGUGCAA